AUGCCGUACGGACAAUUAUCGGUCACUGUUGUCGAAGCUAAAAAUCUAAAGGAUACCGACUUUUUCGAUAAGGCGGAUCCUUACAUAAUUUUAUCGGUUGAUAGACAGAAUAAAAAACGAACCAAAACAAAACAAGAUGCUGGUAAAAAUGCGGCAUGGAACGAGACAUUUACAUUUGAAAUUAUAGAAGGCCAGAAAGAUAUGCUUUUAGAAGUGUUUGACGAAGAUAUCGGGACCGAUGAUUUAAUGGGAGGUACGAUUGUCGAUUUACGACCAGUGUUUGCAUCUGGUCUCGUUGAUCAAUGGUUUGCACUUAAACGUAAAAGUGGAAAAGCUGCUGGCGAUGUUCGUGUUGUUAUGAGAUUUACUUCCCAGGGCCCAACUUCGGGACACACACAUCCUGCACAAACACCAGGCGGUGCAUAUCCACAACAACCUCACCUACAACAACCUCACCUACAGCAACCUUAUGCUGGAUACGGAGUGCCGCCACAAAACCCUAUUUAUCACGGAUUAGGACCACAAGGAGGUGCGAUGCCAUCUUCAUAUGGCAGUGGUACUCCACCACCAAUUACACCCCCCAGCCAUAUCGCUUAUCCAAGUAGCACUGGUGGAUUCCCUGAUCCCAGUGCUUAUGGUGCCCCAUCUCACGAUAAACAGUAUAGUACUCCACCAGUCCCACAAUAUGGUGCACCAGCGGUUCCACAAUAUGGAGGUGCGCCUACCCCUCAAUACGGUCAACAUGAAACUAAACAUGAAACUAAACCGUCAGGUCCUGCAUGGGCGUCGACGGCUGGUAUCGCUGCAGGCGCUGCUGCGUUAGGAUUCAUCGGCGGCAAAUUAAAACAGCCCAAAAAUGCUGCAGAGUUGGAACUUGCUUUGGAAGAGGAAUGGUCACUAAAUAUAUCCCAAUUUAAUUGA
Ambispora gerdemannii is the source of this 921-nucleotide messenger RNA. The record is from the annotation of a GenBank genome assembly. Lineage: Eukaryota; Fungi; Glomeromycota; Glomeromycetes; Archaeosporales; Ambisporaceae.